Molecule: messenger RNA, 2400 nt
Organism: Rhododendron vialii
Lineage: Eukaryota; Viridiplantae; Streptophyta; Magnoliopsida; Ericales; Ericaceae
Product: KIN17-like protein
Exons: 4
Coding region: 733-1965 (410 amino acids)
Biological process (GO): DNA replication; DNA damage response
Cellular component (GO): nucleus
Molecular function (GO): double-stranded DNA binding
Source: RefSeq, a predicted model, not a curated record
AAAGCCCCCUCCAACUCCUGAUACGAACGCCCUUUUGCUUCCAUCCCCACAUUCACGAUGAGAAGAGAAUCGACAGAGGGUUGCUCCCACCACCACCAUCACCGGCGACGACGCUUCCACCUCCACCGGUGACCACGCUUCGCACCUCCACCACCGGUACCCAACCCCAAGUCUUCUGUUCUCAAAUCCCCUCUCCCUAUCUCGGGCUGAUUCUCCUGGUCACCGCAGACGAGGGCAGCGCUACCCCCCGCCGGCGACCACCACCACAAUCGGCUUCUGGGCAGUCCGACGUUACCCCACCACGAAGGAGAAGUUGCCACCCACCGAUUCAACGCUCAGACCCGAUCAGAACCAGAGUCCAGAUCGGAAGCAGCUGUACAUCGAUCAAGGAGAAGAAACCGAUCGUCGUAUCCUUACUCCUGUCGUCUCGCCGACUCGCCGGUUUGUCCUCUCUCUCUCUCUCUCUCUCUCUCUCUCUCUCUCAGUGGUGGUGCGGUGGCUGCGAGGGGAGGGGCGCAGUGGUAAGAUCGGAAGAAGCUCUCUUUCUUGCGGAAUCUCACCAAUAUUGGUGAGAAACGAAAUGGGGUUUUAAGGGAUUCCUGAUUCUCCCCCUCCCCCUCCUUCUCUAACCGUUUCUCACCAUUUUGAGAGAGUCCCCUCUCCUUCAGUUUCUUUUCUUUUCUCCUGAAAUCAUUCAAUCCAAAGCAGAGGUAAUUCCUGUUUCGAAUUCUCAUGGGGAAGAACGAAUUCCUAACUCCGAAAGCUAUCGCUAACCGGAUCAAGGCCAAAGGUCUCCAAAAGCUCCGCUGGUACUGCCAGAUGUGCCAGAAACAAUGUCGCGACGAGAACGGCUUCAAGUGCCACUGCAUGAGCGAGGGCCAUCAGCGCCAGAUGGAGGUCUUCGGCCAAAAUCCUAACCGGAUCGUCGACGGCUACUCUGAGGAGUUCGAGACCUCCUUCCUUGAUCACAUGAAGCGCAGCCACCGCUUCAGCCGCAUUGCCGCCACUGUGGUCUACAACGAGUACAUCGCCGACCGCCACCACGUCCACAUGAAUUCCACCCAAUGGGCGACCCUGACCGAGUUUGUUAAGUACUUGGGGCGUGAGGGCAAGUGUAAGGUGGAGGAGACUCCCAAAGGGUGGUUUAUUACGUACAUUGAUAGGGAUUCGGAAACUCUUUUUAAGGAAAAGAUGAAGAAUAAGCGAGCUAGGUCGGAUUUAGUUGACGAGGAAAAGCAGGAGAGGGAAAUUAGGAAGCAAAUUGAAAGGGCGGAACAGGUGGUUCCGAAUGGGGCAGCGGCGGCUCAGCCUUUGGAGGCUGAGCUUAAGCCGUUGGAGAAAUCGGAGAAUAGUGAGAAGAUUGUGAUUAGCUUGGUUUCGUCAUGUAAAACCGUUGUCAAAGAGAAAGUUGGGAGUUCUAAAUUGGUUUUUGAAGAACCAGAGAUUGAGAAAGUUAAAGAGAAUGGAAAGUCGGUGAAAAGUGGGGGUGGGAGUAGGUCGGCAUUGGAUGAUUUGAUGAAAGAGCAAGAGAAGGCGAAGGAGCGGAGCAAUAGGAAGGAUUACUGGUUGUGUGAGGAUAUCAUUGUGAAGGUCAUGAGCAAGAAGUUAGCCGAGAAGGGGUAUUAUAAGCAAAAGGGCAUUGUUCUGAAGGUGAUGGAUAAGUAUGUUGGGGAGAUUGAGAUGCUUGAGAGUAAGCAUGUUCUUCGGGUUGAUCAGGAAGAGCUUGAAACAGUGAUUCCACAAAUUGGGGGGCUUGUUAAGAUAGUUAAUGGGGGUUACCGUGGAUCAAAGGCGCGUUUGCUAGAAGUGAAUACAGACAAGUUUUGUGCCAAGGUCCAGAUUGAGAAAGGAAUAUACGACGGGAGGGUGCUUCAGGCUGUUGAAUACGAAGAUAUUUGCAAAGUUGAGUUAUGGGUGGAUCUGAGUUCAUGUGGAGUGGGAAGGCGAUUCUUCUUCUGCAGUUGAUUCCAGGAAUUCUGGGUUGGGGAAAGGAUGGUCAUUAUACUAUAUGCAAGAUUGCCCAGGAGUACAAUCAAUUUGGGAAACUGGAUAAAGAAAAUGUUGACUAUAUUGGUUUUUGGCUUUUAAGACAUGCUUGUGUGUUGCGGGGUUAUAAUCAGCAAUUACUCAUUAGUCAUGACUUUAAGUAAUCGUGAUUGUUGUCUUAUUAAUUACUUUGCACAGCAAUUUCUCUGUGAAGUACCCAAAUGAAUUGUUUGUUCAAAAUCCAAAUCACUUACCAUUUAAGUGGAAAAUAACGGGACGUAUGCUCAUUAUGGGGUAGGAAGGGGUUUCAUAUAUGCUUUAUCCAACCAUCAAGAGAUCCAUAAUGGCAAGCUCAUUCAUAGUUUCUCUAAGUAAAACACAAAACAGAACAUUUUUCCUAACAUUUAUUGGGUA